AUGGGGAGCAGCAACACAAGUAUGAAAACUAAAGAUAAUAUCUCUAAGGAAGGAAAACGUAUCAUGGAUGAAGUUGAAUCGAUUCGUAAAGCAAGUUUACACGAAUUUCACCUUGGAUAUUAUCAGAAAGCAUUGGAUAACUAUAACAAGGCGUUGAAAUUAAUUCAAGAUCUCCAAGAUCAAGAUCGGAUACAGGCUCAACUACAAUGCGAUGUCAAAUUAGAUAUUUCUCUAGUUUACUUUCAUCAAAAGCAAUUUCAAAAAGCGCGAGAAUGGAUACAACAAUCUCUUCAGCUAGGCAAAAAAUUGAAAGACCAACUUCGAAUAUCUCAAAGUCUAGAUAACCGUGCUCAUGUUAACAUCCAAGAAGAACGUAAUGAUGAAGCUAGAGAUGAUUUGAAACAGUCGUUAAAGAUUAAAUUGAAGAUUCUCGGAGGGAAUCAUUUAGACAUUGCCGUAACUUAUCACCGUCAAGGAGAUCUGUUAUGCAGCGUCGACAAGAAUCAGGAUGGAAUGAGGAUGUAUGAAAAAGCUUUGCAGAUAUUGCUCAAUGCUUCAGAAAGUAAGACUUUAGCACUGGCUGAAUUAUAUCAAGAUAUAGCCAUUGCUUAUACCAUUACUGAGGAAGAAAAAAAUUAUAAUAAAGCCCUGGAUUUACUCUCGAAGAGUUUAACUAUUCGAUCCGAUCUUUUAGGCGAUCAUAAUGUUUUAGUAGCGGAUUCGUACGAUAACAUGGGAUGGGUCAAUAGUGAGCGAGGCAAUCAUGAUCAAGCUAUCCCAAUGUAUCAAAAGUGUCUCGAAAUUAAAUUAGCCAUUUUAGGAAAUACACACUCAGAUAUUGUCGAUCUAUAUGAUGCUAUUGGCUAUUCUUACCGCCGAAAUUCGCAAUACCAAGAAGCGUUGCAAGUGUAUGAAAAAUGUCUACAUCUACAACAAGAAUUACCUGCGGGCGAUAAUGCCGUGAUAGUCGAUACUUACCGAAAUUUAGCAUCUGUUUACAACACAUUAAACAAUUGGGAAGAAGGGAUAUCAGUAUUACAAAAAUGUCUUCACCAUCAGCAAAAAUCAUUCGGUAAAAAUACUGACAAAGCUGCUAAAAUAUACAACGAUAUCGCCAGUAGCUAUUGUCAUCAGAAUAAGUUUGAUGAAGCUGCAUCCAUGUUCCAGGAAAGCUUAGAUAUUAAUUUGAAAAUUCACGGAAAAAAAAGCCUAGCAGUAGCUAAUAGCUAUAAACAUAUUGGAAGUGCCUAUUUACUUCAACACAAGUUUAAUGAAGCUCUAAGCAUGUAUCAGGAAUCUUUAACCAUCCAACAACAACUAUCUGGUAGUAAAGAUGAUGAUGAGGAUGAAAAAAUGUUAGAUAUGGCUGAUACAUACCAAAACAUAGGACAUGUCUAUUAUCAUCAAGAAAAGUUACGAGAUGCUUUAUCAAUGUAUCGAAAGUGCUUGGAUAUCCAGUUACAAAAGCUAGAUUCUGAAGAUUCAGCCAUUGCAAGCUCUUAUGAAUAUAUUGGAAAUGUUUAUUUUGAUCUACAGAAAUAUGAUGAUGCUGCUAUGAUGUAUCAGAAUUGUCUAAAAAUCCAUAAGGAAGUAUUUGGCGAGGAGAGCUCGAAAGUUGCAGAAUCUUACCGUCAAAUUGGUCUUAUCAACUGCAAGCAAGAGAAAUACAACGAUGCCAUUGCAAAGAUACAAAAUGCUCUCGAUAUAUUGCGAAAAGAUUCAAAAGAAGAGAAUUUACAAAUAGCAGAAUGUUACGCUAGUCUUGGCCUUGUCCAUAAUAAGCUUUUGCAAUGUAAACAGGUUUUCGAAUAUUAUCAGAAAUGCUUCACUAUUCGACAAGAACUGCUGGAUGGAAAUGAUUUAAGUUUAGCUGAGUCUUAUAGUGAUAUUGCUUUUACUCACGGCAAGCUACUUGAAUAUGAUCAAGCGAUAGAGAUGUAUCAAAAGUGCUUAACUAUUCUUACAGAAGGAAAGGCUAGCAAAUCAAGUAUUGCUGAAACUUAUUUUAACAUAGAAGAUAUUCAUAAACAACAAGAUAAUACGAAUCAAGCUAUGGCUAUGCAUCAAAAAGGAGUCGAUUUUAAGCUCCAAGCUGAAGGAGAGCAGAAUUCGGAUAGAGCUGAGAGUUAUUACUAUCAGGCAGACUUGUAUCGAGACCAAGAAAAGUAUAAAGAUGCUCUAUCCUUGUACCAGAAAGCUCUGGAUAUUUUACUCUCGUCAGUACAUAAAAAUGGCGACGUUGCAGCGUGCUAUAGUCAAAUGGGCAUCGUCUUUAAACGACAAAAAAAAUAUGCAAAGGCCCUUGUAAAAUUCAAGGAAUGUUUCGAUAUAUUGUCCAAGGAAAGCGAAAAAGACAACAAUGCUAUAUCUGCUACGUAUCUAAAUAUAGCCCAUACUUAUUGGGAGCAGAAAAAAUAUGAACAAGCAAUCGAAACGUUUCAAAAUUUUAUUAAUCUUCAACAGCAGAUGCAUGAAGACAAUUUGAUGAGUGAAAAUGUCAUCGAUUCUUAUAGCAACAUUGGAGAUUGCUAUCAUGAAUUAUCCAAGCAUGAACAAGCAUUGCCAGCAUUUGAAAAGUGCUUAGAAUUACAGCUGAAAAAAUUGGAUGCCAAAGAUAUUAAAAUUGCCUACACCUACACCAAUAUUGCAGUUUGCUACGAAUUUCUGGAGAAGAUUGAAGAGGCCAUCCAAUUUCUUCAAAAAUCGGCCGAUGUCAAAGGUGCUACGCUAGGAAAGAACCAUCCUUCUAUUGCUGAUGAUUAUGAUGAAAUAGGUUGUCUCUAUACGCAUAUCAAUAAGCCAAAAGAGGCUGCUAUAAAGCAUUUUUAUGCCGCAACCAUUCGCAAUCCUUCAAAUCCGAAAAUCAAAUCUAAACCAAAGCGUAAAUUUGGCAAAGGUUAG
Molecule: messenger RNA, 2901 nt
Organism: Trichoplax adhaerens
Lineage: Eukaryota; Metazoa; Placozoa; Uniplacotomia; Trichoplacea; Trichoplacidae
Exons: 1
Coding region: 1-2901 (966 amino acids)
Molecular function (GO): protein binding
Source: RefSeq, a predicted model, not a curated record